Molecule: messenger RNA, 1795 nt
Organism: Balearica regulorum gibbericeps (East African grey crowned-crane)
Lineage: Eukaryota; Metazoa; Chordata; Aves; Gruiformes; Gruidae
Source: RefSeq, a predicted model, not a curated record
GGAAGGGCCAUGUGUUCUGCAAAUACAGAAAAUACGCAAUGUUGCUGCACCAAAGGAUAAUGAAGAAUCUCAGGCUGCUCCUAGAAUGUUACGUUUACAGAUGACUGAUGGACACACAAGCUGCACAGCUAUAGAAUACAGUAACAUGUCAAAAAUAAGCCUGAACACUCCACCUGGAACAAAAAUUAAGCUUUCAGGAAUUGUUGAAGUGAGAAAUGGAUUCUUGCUGUUGGAUGACAGUAACACAGCAGUUCUUGGAGGUGAAGUGGAGCAUCUUAUAGAAAAGUGGGAAUUACAAAGGAGUUUAGCAAAACACAAUAGGAGUAACAUUGGAACAGAAGGUGGCCCUCCCCCUUUUGUACCUUUUGGGCAGAAAUGUGCAUCUCACGUGCAAGUGGAUAGCAGAGAGCUUGAUCGCAGAAAGACUCUGCAAAUGACAAAUAUUGUAAAAACUGUUGCGGAUAAUGAUGAAUUUGAAAAGCAGAGAACAGCUGCUAUCGCAGAAGUAGCAAAGAGCAAGGAGACCAAGACGUUUGGAGGAGGUGGUGGUAGUAGCAGAAGUAAUCUCAGUGUGAGUGCUGGAGGGAAUCGAAACAGGGAACUGUUCCAGAAAGAGAAGAUAACAAAACCUGAGGGAAAAAAUGAAGGUGUCUACCGAGAACUGGUUGAUGAAAAGGCUCUAAAACACAUAACAGAGAUGGGUUUCAGCAAAGAAGCAGCAAGACAGGCACUUAUGGAUAACAACAGCCUAGAGGCGGCAUUAAAUUUUCUUCUGAACAGCAGUAAACAGAAACCCAUUCAGGGACCACCACCUAGAGGUAAAGGGAAGGGCCGAGGCCGAAUAAGAGCUGAAGAUGAAGAAGAGCUAGGAAACGCCAGACCGUCUGCACCAAGCACGCUGUUUGAUUUCUUGGAAUCCAAAAUGGGUACUCUAACAGUAGAGGAACCAAAAUUGCAAUUUCAGCCACCACAUCAAGUACAGCACAAAGUUAUGAAUACAGAACAGAAUGGCGUCAAAGAGAAUCAUUCAAGACAUGUUUCUCGCAAUGACAUGAGACAACCAAGGAAUGAGAAACCCCCUCGUUUUCAAAGGGAUAUUCAAAAUUCAAGGCAGGCUUUGGAAAGUGGUGGGUUACCAAGAAACAGAGGUCCUGAAAGGCACAACUCUUUAGAACAUUGGACAGAUGAAAAAAAUAAGAGUGACAGACAUUAUCCUAGGAAUGACAGACCAAAGGAUAUGGGUUAUCCCGUAGCUACUCACCAGAGUGAUAUUACUUUCAAAAAAAGGGAUAACAAUAUGCAAAACAGAGUAGGAAAAGGGGUGUCUUUCACAGAAUUCAAGGAGAACUCUGCUCAAGAUACUACAGACAACAAUAACCAGAAACGCGGGAAAAGGGAAAACCAAAUACAUAAUUCUGAAAAUUUUUGUGAUAGGAAGGCACGGACAAUAAGUAGUGAAGCCUUUAUGGUAAAAAGUGAGCGACAUUUUGAUGUUAAUAGUGAUUACCAAAAUCCUGGUAGAACUGAUAAUUUUAAUGCUGUACCAAAUGGAGAUACUGAACAUCAUCAGAAAGGAAGACGAAUAGGACCUAUCAAAUCAUCAGGACCCACUACGAUUCCAUCUUUUGAUGAUAAAAUGUUAUAUUACAACACUGGUCCCAAAAGGAGAUCUGGGCCCAUCAAACCAGAGAAAAUAUUAGAACCAUCGAUUCACGUGGAGUAUGGGAAAAGUUGGAGACCAGGGGAUGAAUGUUUUGCUCUUUAUUGGGAGGACAACAAGGUAUGCCUUUGCUAA